Messenger RNA from Dipodomys spectabilis (banner-tailed kangaroo rat), 2318 nucleotides. RefSeq names its product glycerol kinase 5 (gene Gk5). Bases 64 to 1653 code for a protein of 529 amino acids. The transcript is spliced from 16 exons. The record is from RefSeq and is a predicted model, not a curated record. Gene Ontology annotation, cellular component: mitochondrion. Lineage: Eukaryota; Metazoa; Chordata; Mammalia; Rodentia; Heteromyidae. Gene Ontology annotation, molecular function: glycerol kinase activity. Gene Ontology annotation, biological process: triglyceride metabolic process; glycerol-3-phosphate biosynthetic process; glycerol metabolic process.
CGGCGGCGGCGGCGGCGGCGGCGGCGGCGGCGCUGCUGCUGUUGGCGCGCGUUCGGGGUCACGAUGUCGACGCAGCCGUGCGGCCCGGGGCAGCGGCGCGCGGAGCCGGCGGACGCCCGCUUCGUGCUGGGGCUGGACGUGGGCAGCACCGUGAUCCGCUGCCACGUCUACGACCGGACGGCGCGGGUUCGCGGCUCCAGCGCGGGGAAGGUGGAGACUCUUUAUCCUAAGCCUGGCUGGGUGGAGAUUAACCCUGAAGUUCUCUGGGCUCAGUUUGUGGCUGUGAUUAAAGAUGCUGUCAAAGCUGCUGGAGCCCAGAUGAGUGACAUCGCUGGUCUUGGCAUAUCCACGCAGAGAGCCACGUUUAUCACGUGGAAUAAGAAAACGGGGGUUCCCUUUCACAACUUCAUCAGUUGGCAAGACACCAGAGCAUCUGAGUCCGUCAAAUCUUUGAAUAAUUCUCUUCUAAUGAAGCUAUUGCAAAACUCCUGCCGACUGCUUCACUUGGUCAGCAGAAGUCAGCGAAUGUUAACCAUGAGCCGCUUUGUCUUUACCACCCAGCAAGCCUGUCCACGACUGAUGUGGGUUUUGCAAAAUGUACCAGAGGUGCAGAAGGCGGUGGAGGAAGACAACUGUUGCUUCGGGACCAUCGACACCUGGUUGUUGCACAAGCUCACAAAAGGUUCGGUCUAUGCCACAGAUGUCUCCAAUGCUAGCACCACGGGAUGUUUUGACCCAUUUAAGAUGUGUUGGAGCGGGCUCAUCACCUUCAUGACCUCCAUCCCGCUCUCUGUCCUGCCCCCCGUGAAGGACACCAGCUACCAAUUUGGAUCCGUGGAUGAAGAGAUCUUUGGUGUUCCCAUCCCAAUAACUGCCUUGGUGGGCGACCAGCAGGCGGCCAUGUUCGGGGAGUGCUGUUUCCACCGAGGGGACGUGAAGCUCACCAUGGGCACGGGGACGUUCUUGGACAUCAACACUGGAAACCGCCCGCAGCACACGCUGGGAGGCUUUUAUCCAUUGGUUGGGUGGAAGAUUGGACAAGAAGUUGUGUGCUUAGCCGAAGGCAAUGCGGGGGACACGGGCACCGCCAUACUGUGGGCUCAGAAGUUAGAUCUUUUCACAGAUGCUGCUGAAACGGAAAAAAUGGCCAAAAGUUUGGAAGAUUCAGAAGGAGUUUAUUUUGUCCCUUCCUUUAGUGGAUUACAGGCUCCCUUAAACGACCCCUGUGCAUGUGCAGCCUUCAUGGGCCUGAAGCCUUCUACCAGCAAGUACCAUCUUGUCCGUGCCAUUCUGGAGUCCAUAGCAUACAGAAACAAGCAGCUGUACGAGCUGAUGCAGAAGGAGAUCGACAUCCCGGUCACCACCAUCCGGGCGGAUGGAGGCGUUUGUAAGAACGGAUUUGUCAUGCAGAUGACAUCAGACCUGAUCAAUGAGAAUAUCGACAGACCCACUGACUUCGAUAUGUCCUGCCUAGGUGCAGCUUCUUUGGCUGGCCUCGCUGUGGGGUUUUGGAAUGACAAGGAGGAACUGCAAAAGCUGAGAAAAAGUGAGAUGGUUUUCAGGCCACAGAAGAAAUGUCAAGAGUAUGCACUGCACAUGGAAAACUGGGUGAAGGCCGUGAAGCGCUCCAUGAACUGGUAUACCAACAUGUAGUGCUCAGUGCCCCAGGAGGGAUAAGGAUGGAUGAUGGACGGGCUGAUAAGCCAAUGAGCCACCACCGCUCAGGGAUUCCCACCCCACCAAUGGAGGACCACAUUUAAAAUGGGCUUCACAGCCUACUCUUAAACAGUUACCAACAACAAAAACCCAUCUCUUUUUAAACCCAAAUCUUGAUGAAAUUAUAAGGCAGAAUACCUCAAGAUUUUGUCUUCUGUUUUCUAGCCUACCCCAAAGGACCAUCAGCCAUUUCCAACUGUAUUUUCACAGUGUGAGUCCUCCUCUGGUUUUGUGUAGGCUAAUCCCUCUGAGAGCAUAAGUGUUCUGGGUCAAGCACUGGUUACAUUUUGUUCUGAAAUGAUGCAAAAAGUAUUCCUUGAAUUCUUUAAGUGGGCUAUUGGAAAUCCAUAUAACUAAAAAGACAAGAUAAGUGAGAAAAAUGUAUAAUUUUAAAUUAUUAGUAUGUGUAAAGCCAUGUUUCUAUGUCCCAUCCAAAAAUGAUCCAGUAGAUGCCAGAUAAGCUUAUUUGAUAGCCAGUGCUUGCUUUUCGUGAGCAUAAAGAUACUGCCUUAAUUCUGACUCUUGCAGCUCAAAUCUAAGCAUUUGUUAUAUGUUGAAAAACACUGAGAACCUAAUUGUAGUUCAUUGUAGUUUUGUUACUA